UAUUUAACCAAGAGUAAACAGGCUUUCCUUUUUGAUAAGAACUCAGCAGCAAAAACAUUAGCACUGACAGCAACUGUGGGAAACUUAAUGGUAAAGGAUGACUUGCUAUUAUUGCUUGCUGGUUUUCCUUCUCUUCUUCACACUGGGUUCUGGAGGAUGUAUAUCAGAGUUGUACCAAGACUCAUACUGGCAAGGAGGAGACCUUCGCUCUGUGUUUGCACCUGAUGUGGAAUAUUGCCAGCUUGUAUGUACUUUCAGUCCACGUUGCUUGAUGUUUUCAUAUCUCCCAGCAAGCUGGCCUAAAGAAAACGAAAGGUUUGCAUGCUAUUUGAAAGAAAGUGCCACAAACAUGCUGCCAAAAGUGACAUUAACUGGGGCGAUCUCUGGCCAUUCUUUGAAAACCUGUAAAAGUAAAAUAAAUGUCUGCCGUGACAAAAAUUUUCAUGGAAUUGAUAUGAUUGGUACAAACUACAACGUUACAUGGGCUACUAAUGUACAGCAGUGCAAGGAAGGGUGCACAAAUGAUAUACAUUGUCAGUACUUCACUUAUGUGACAGAACAGUUUCACAGUGCCCCAAUGCGAAACAGGUGCUAUUUCAAGUACUCUGCUAAAGGCAUGCCAACAAGAAUAAGACUCCUGGAUAAUGUGAUAUCUGGCUUCUCAUUAAAAGCAUGCGGAAAAUCAUCACUAGGUUGCCAAAAUGAUUUGUUUCAGAACAUGGAACUUCCUGGAGAAACCCUAACAAGAGUCUUUGCCCCGGAUGUACAUACAUGUCAAAAGAUUUGUACAUUCUACCCAAACUGCUUGUUCUUCACAUUUUAUAAAAAAGAAUCAAAAGAACCUUUGCAAAGGAAUGUUUGCUAUAUAAGAACAUCCACAAAAGGAAUUCCAGAUGAAGGCAUAAAUAAGGAACACACUAUAUCUGGCUUUAGCCUUCUGUCUUGUAAAUUUAGUCCCUCAGUCUGCCCAUUGACUAUACUGUCUGAUGCGGAAUUCCUUGGAGAUGAGCUGCUUGUAGAAGAAGUCAGUGGAGAGAAAGAAUGCCAGCAAGAAUGUACAAAUAAUAUUCGCUGUCAGUUUUUUACCUACAGACCAAUGCAAUCUGGUUGCUCUGAGAACAAGUGCAAAUGCCACAUGAAGAUAUCUUCCAAUGGGUUGCCAACUGGUAUACGGCAUGGGAAUGGUGAAAUAUCAGGAUUUUCUUUAAGGCUGUGUAAAAUUAAAUCUGUCAAAGGAUGCGGCGAGCCAAUUGAACAUGCUAAUAGAAUUGUGGGUGGAACUGAUAGUGUACUUGGGGAAUGGCCAUGGCAGGUUUCCAUGCACCUCCGCCUUACUGCCAGUUACAAAAAGCAUGCAUGUGGUGGAUCUAUUAUAAGUAACCAGUGGAUAGUAACUGCUGCACACUGUUUUGCCAUGCACCCCCUGCCUCAAAUGUGGAUUAUUUAUAGUGGAGUUGUAAAGCUUUCUAACAUAACCCAAUCUACACCAUUUUCUGAAACUGAACAAAUAAUAAUUCAUCCUCAUUACACUGGAGCUGGAAAUGGGACUGACAUUGCCCUGCUGAAGCUCAAAACGCCAAUCUCAUUUAACGAUCAUCAAAAGGCAAUUUGUCUUCCACCAAGGGAACCAACAUUUGUACUUCCUAAUUCAUGUUGGAUAACUGGUUGGGGUUUCACUGAAGAAAGUGGAAGCCUUGCGAACAUUCUUCAGAAGGCAGAAGUACCCCAAAUUUCCACUGAGGAGUGUCAGGGCAACUAUGAGCAGACAAGGAUUGAUAAAAAGAUUUUGUGUGCUGGAUAUAAACGUGGUAAAAUUGAUUCUUGUAAGGGUGAUUCUGGAGGUCCACUAGCCUGUGUGGUAGAUGAGAUAUGGUAUUUAACUGGCAUUACAAGUUGGGGUGAAGGAUGUGCCCGUCCCGGCAAGCCCGGAGUUUACACAAGAGUCUCUGAAUUUACAGACUGGAUUAUUGAACACACAAGAGUGUAAGAGAAUUUACGCAUGGUGUUAUCUACUGUUCAAUUUCAAUUUUCUUUAUCAGACAUCAAUAAACACCUAGAUUUUAAAAAAAUAUUUUUCUGUAUAUAUUUCCCUAUGACACUUCUGAAAAGUCUGUGUUUUUUUAUUCUUCUGCUGAAUACAAACCAACAAAUAAACUUUAUACAUUGGAUAUAGAA
Messenger RNA from Xenopus tropicalis (tropical clawed frog), 2175 nucleotides. It is a transcript of the gene klkb1, whose product is annotated as kallikrein B1. Lineage: Eukaryota; Metazoa; Chordata; Amphibia; Anura; Pipidae. Gene Ontology annotation, molecular function: hydrolase activity; peptidase activity; serine-type endopeptidase activity. Gene Ontology annotation, cellular component: extracellular region. The record is from RefSeq and is a predicted model, not a curated record. Gene Ontology annotation, biological process: proteolysis. The transcript is spliced from 15 exons. Bases 98 to 1987 code for a protein of 629 amino acids.